Patella vulgata (common limpet) is the source of this 1271-nucleotide messenger RNA. Its product is annotated as QRFP-like peptide receptor. The record is from RefSeq and is a predicted model, not a curated record. Lineage: Eukaryota; Metazoa; Mollusca; Gastropoda; Patellidae. Gene Ontology annotation, cellular component: plasma membrane. Gene Ontology annotation, molecular function: neuropeptide Y receptor activity. Gene Ontology annotation, biological process: G protein-coupled receptor signaling pathway. The transcript is spliced from 7 exons. Bases 1 to 1191 code for a protein of 396 amino acids.
AUGAAUUUCCCGGCUUUUCCCACGACAUGUGUUCCUGGUGAUCCGGUUUCCAAGGUUUCCCUUCAUCCGGACUUCACUAAAAACGUUAACGCCCCCGUUAUUCCGGAACCGACCUCAACGUUGGCGAUAUUUUUUAAAGUAUUUUUUUAUUUAGUAGCGUUUGUGUUGGAUAUUGUUGGUAAUUCCCUGGUUUUGUUGAUUAUAUAUCUUAACAAGAAAAUGCGCACCACGACCAACGUUCUAAUAUUGAACUUGGCUGUCUCGGAUUUGAUGGUGGGCGUGUUCUGUAUGUGGGUCCAUGUUGGCAAUCAGAUGACGUCAGAGUGGAUAUUUGGAGAUAUUGUUUGUAAAGUUAAUACAUUUAUACAAGUGUUGGCCCUGACCUCCAGUGUUCUGACCUUGACCGUGAUAUCUGUAGAAAGGUUCAUGGCUAUAGUAUUUCCGUUCAAGGCAAAAUGGUCACCAUGGGUAACAGGUGGUAUAGUGAUAGUUGAUUGGUUGGCAGCGAUAGCCGUAGCGGCACCUCAUCUGGCCGUAAGACAUCAACAUGAACAGAUUUGGAAGGAUCGUCAUGAAGUGUGGUGUGAAGAAGUCUGGGAUAAAUAUUAUAAAGAUGAGAAAUGUACGUCAUACGAACCUGGUAAAAUUAUCUACUAUGUGAUCGAGGCUACUGUCAUGUAUUUCCUGCCUAUACUGAUUAUGAUAGUGGCCUAUACGGUCAUAUCAGUCAAACUGCUCAUCAGAAAGGCACCGGGAGCGGUCAUAUCAGCUACAGCGUCGGCUCAAGAACGAGCAAAGCGAAAGGUGAUCAAGAUGUUGGUAGCUGUUCUCGUGGUAUUUAUCGUUUGCUGGACACCGCAACAAGUUAUACUAUUGUGGGAUCUCUUCAGAGCUAAACCUCCUGAUUAUGUUCAACCCUUAAAGUACAUGGCUCUAUAUAUCGCCUAUUUUAACAGCGCUAUGAACCCUAUUUUAUAUGGUGGAUUUAACGAGAAUUUUAGAAAGGGAUUUUCUGAAGCUUUCAGAUGUCUUUUGAUACGACGUAAAAACGUCAUCAAACCAAUAGGCAACAAUACAACCCACAGAGGACCGACAGGUUUCAGUGAAAACGAUGUUCCACUUACAGUGACGAAUGGAAGAACGGGAACGAAACCAACAACGGUCAAUACUCUGUACACACCUGAUGCUUGACAUCAUCGUGAACCAGGUUUAUCUAUUGACGAUGUUCUAUGGAGUAUGGAUAAUGUUAUUUAACUAUAUUGACAAUGUCA